CGGGAUGGGGCCGCAUCUCUCUGCUGUAGACGCCAUGAGCUCCCGGCACUUCCCCGCCCGGACCGUGCUCUUCGAGAAGGAGUCCAACGGCGUCACAUACCGCGUGCCCGCCCUGCUCUACCUGCCCUGCGUGGCCAAGCUGCUGGCCUUCGCAGAGGAGCGGCUGAGCGCCGACGAUGCCCACGCCAACCUGCUGGUGCUGCGCCGCGGCACCAUCUACGGGAGCUACGUGGAGUGGGAGGACAUGCGCGUGCUGGAGACAGCGACGCUGCAGCACCACCGGUCGAUGAACCCCUGCCCGCUCUAUGAUGAGUUCACUGGCACGCUCUUCCUUUUCUUCAUCACGGUGCUGGGCAGGACACCCGAAGCCUACCAGAUUGUCACCGGCCAAAAUGUCACCCGCCUCUGUUGUGUCACCAGCGUUGACCAGGGCCUGAGCUGGAGCACAGCCACAGACCUGACACAGCAGGUCAUUGGUGGGGCCAUCAAAGACUGGGCAACGUUUGCUCUGGGCCCUGGGCACGGGAUCCAACUGCGGUCUGGCCGGCUGCUGGUGCCUGCCUACAGCUACCACAUCGACUGCAAGGAGUGCUUCGGGCAGCUCUGCAAGACCACCCCGCACUCCUUUGCCUUCUACAGCGAUGACCACGGCCAGGAUUGGCGCUUCGGGGAGUUCAUCCCCAACCUGCAGAGCGGCGAGUGCCAGCUGGUCUCGGUGGACGAGGAGGACGGCUCCAACGUCCUCUACUGCAACGCCCGCAGCCCCCUGGGCUUCAGAGUCCAGGCACUUAGCACAGAUGAUGGUGCUGUCUUCCACGGGGGGCAGCUGGUCCAGCGGCUGGUCGAGCCCCCCCAUGGCUGUCAUGGCAGUGUCAUUGGCUUCCCCGCACCUUUCGUCUAUGUCCCUGCCACCCCCCAGGAGCCCGUGGUGCCCCUCCAGGGCUCAGCUCACCGGCUGCUCCCUGGGAUGCUCCCAGGGUUUCGGUACCUGCCCCCUCGACAGGCAGCAGGUGAUGGGCUGCCUGCCCUGGCCACCAGCAGCCACCAGCAGUCGGCCCAUCCUGAGAAGGGCUGUCCAACCCCAAGGCAUCACGUCCACACCCGUGGCAUCACCUCAGUCCAAGGGGACUCUGCAGCAACUCCCAGCCCUGCUGCCUUCUUCCAAGCGCCGACAUGGGUCCUCUACUCCCACCCUACCAGCUCCAUGUCACGGGUCAACAUGGGGGUCCACCUGAGCACCUUCCCCAGGGAUGUAGAGAGCUGGACUGAGCCCUGGGUCAUCUACGAGGGCCCAAGUGCUUACUCGGACCUGGCUUACAUGGAGCUGCCCUACAACGAGACCUCCAUCUCUGGUGGCCCAGCCAUCGCUUUCGCCUGCCUCUAUGAGAACGGGACACAGUCACCCUACGAGCAGAUCUCCUUCAGCAUGUUCACGUUGCACGAUGUGCUCCAGAACAUCCCCCUGACAGCCACUGCUUCCCGGCGGGAUGGUGGCCCCACACGUCGCAGGAAGUGGGGGCGAAGGAGCUGCCUUGUCUCCUAGUGCCCCCACCAGGUUGCCCACCCCCCCUUUGCCCCCCAGCGCCAGACCCCCAGGCGCCAAUCCAGAGACCAGGGCAUUGGGAUGCUCACAGGCCGGGGUCCUGCCACCGCCCUGCAUGGCCACAUCACACAGAAGGCACACGCUAUCAUCCCAAAACUGGGUUUUAUCUCAUUUUCAUUGCUAUUUUUUAAAUUAUAUAGUUAGUUGGGCAUGAAGUCUUGUACCACCAGCCCAGCACCAUCCUUCUUUCCAACCACAUGAGCUACCCCAUGAAAUACAUAAUGGGCAGCAACACAGCGAUGUGGGGAGGAGGCAGCCAGGGGCACAUCAUGUCACCUGUGUGUGCCAGGUGCUGCGCUGGGGACUCUUGAGCUCCAGCUGGUACUACCACCCUGCUCCAAGGGUAUUCCUCCUAUGGUCAUAAUUAUUUAUGCUAUUUUUUUUUAAUUGCUUCUUUUUAAUGAUCCUGUUCAAGCCAAUUCCUCUUUUUCUCAGCGGUCUCUCAGAAACCUCUGUGCUGCUUUUGGCUGGGAUAGAGUUAAUUUUCUUCACAAUAGCUGGUAUGGGGCUAUGGUUUGGAUUUGUGCCGAAAAUAAGUGUUAAUAACCCCAGGGAUGUUUUAGUUACUGCCGAGCAGUGCUUACACAGAGUCAAGGCCUUUUCUGCCUCUCACCUCACCCCAGCAGUGAGUAGUCUGGGGGUGCCUAAGGAGUUGUGAGGGGACGGAGCUAGGACCCCAACUGACCAAAGGGAUAUUCCAGACCAUAAUGACAUCAUGCUCAGCAAUAAAACUAGGGGGGAGCCUGGCUGGGAUCCACUGCUCAGGGACUGGCUGGGCCUCGGGCAGUUGGUGGUGAGCAACUGUUUUCAUUUG
Molecule: messenger RNA, 2417 nt
Organism: Athene cunicularia (burrowing owl)
Lineage: Eukaryota; Metazoa; Chordata; Aves; Strigiformes; Strigidae
Gene: NEU4
Product: neuraminidase 4
Exons: 4
Coding region: 5-1543 (512 amino acids)
Biological process (GO): ganglioside catabolic process; oligosaccharide catabolic process
Cellular component (GO): cytoplasm; lysosome; membrane
Molecular function (GO): exo-alpha-sialidase activity
Source: RefSeq, a predicted model, not a curated record